Molecule: messenger RNA, 3819 nt
Organism: Pyricularia grisea
Lineage: Eukaryota; Fungi; Ascomycota; Sordariomycetes; Magnaporthales; Pyriculariaceae
Exons: 3
Coding region: 1874-3709 (611 amino acids)
Biological process (GO): transmembrane transport
Cellular component (GO): plasma membrane
Molecular function (GO): purine nucleobase transmembrane transporter activity
Source: RefSeq, a predicted model, not a curated record
UGACAAAUAGUCGUUGCCAGUCCUUUGCUUACCCAUCACCGGUACGAGCCCAUGACUGCCUCAAGCAGGUACCCAGAGCCCACAGCUUCGCCAGCUAGCACAUUUUCGACUCCCACAGCUUAUGCUUGUGGGACUCGCAGGUUGUGCAAACGCAAGCACGAGGGGAUCAGAGGCGACAAGAGGGAUCACAUCAUGCGGCGCCCAAUCUACACUGCCAACCUCUGGGUUGUACACGCUGAACGGCCGUGAGGCAGGACGAUAAUAGAAACGUGGUCGGUGGUACGGCGUCUGCAGGCGACCGUCAAGUGAUGGAGUGGAUGCUGCCACAAGCAACAAAGGAAUGAGCAUAUCCGAACCUCUUGAUGUCUUUCUGAUCGGGUUCCAAUGCUGUUUGGUCGGUUUCUUGAUAGAGUGAGAAUAUCACCUAUAUGUUGUGACGCCGGCAGACUGGUCUCGCGGCCUUAGCGACGAAGAUCGACUGGGUGCUUUGGCGGAUGCUAUUGCUCACGUCAGUUCGAGACGAUUUGAACAACCGAGCAUGACUGUUCAGGAAGCCCUUGAAAGUCACGACGUGUAGCUCGUAAGGUGCUGUAUACUACUUGGGUAAGGUUAGGAGGCCUAAUCGAGUCAUGAAGCCGAGUGAGAGCUUUGACCUGAUUAAUACCCGAGGUAGGUAUCUCUAUCAUCCGGUCAAAGAGGCUAAGCGGCCAAUUGUUGUUUUCAGACUGACCAGGCAUUGCCCCUUGUGGCACUCAAGCCAGGAGAUUGAGAGACAAGGCUCGCUCAAUCGACAUUAAAUAAGGGUAGUUGUCAUGGACAUACUACAACGAAUCAGCUCUUCUUAUCAUUGACCAGCCUACGAGAUAGCUGAGCAGUGGGGUUAUCGGAAACGAGCUCCACCAGCUUGAUUGCGAUUAGGUCGGGCCGUCUCGUUGGUGGUUUGAUGGAUCCAACGUGGGAGUAGUGGUGUUUGGCAUUCAGCUACCCAAGGUAUUCUAGGCCAGUAUGGACGUGUCUGGCCAUGGGAGAAGCAAUGCUCGCCAUUGUAUCCUCCCGUUGACAUGACUAGGUUCCUCGGUGUGGGUUGUGCAUCUGCAUGUGUUUCUUGAUCCCCUAAAAUGCUUUUUUUCCCGUUGAACCCCAAGUUUACCCAUGUCUCGCUUGGCUUUCUUGGAGGGGGUGGUUUCUCGUCCUUUUGGAAUCUUGGAUAUCGUGCAUGUGGGGAAAUGGCCGGUGAUUUUUUCUCUUUUCAGCUCCACCCACUUGUUCUCGAUUUCUCCAAUAGUGUGACACUCCCUCCAAACAGAACUCUUCUGGCUUGCCUUAUCUUCAGCCCUUGCUACAUUUGGUUGCAUCGGCGAUAUUUUUCUGCGGGGGGCGUGCCGAGGAAUAAGACGACCCUUGGCAUUUUGGGGGAAACGGCUCCAGAUUUUUUUUAACUUUUUUUUUCUCGCCAUGUCGGUUGUGCGCACAAAACCAUGGAUGGCCCCCUCUCACCUUGCCUCCAUGCCCGCCCGUCCGAGUGGUAACCCAUCUUUGUCUUUGGACAUUGUCCUGGCGGUCGUUGUUGUUGCAAGUUACCUAUACAAGUGAAUAACUUGGGCUUCUCUUUCUUUAGGUCAAAAGUCAAUGCCUGGCUGUUGAUGCUAGUUUGCUCGCAUCCUCAUAGCCAGUCAUCUGUUCUGGUUGUUGCGGGCCGUUCCUCGUCGGAGCUUCCCCUUUGGUCUGCACGUCAACUGCAAACUGCACCUCAGCAGCAUCAGACGGCCAGCACAUCUGACAAGUGUCGCGUAACUACGAACCUAGUCUUUUUGUCCUCUGCGACAUUCCCGGAGCACCAGACUUAUAAUUAAGCCAGCAAACGUCAACCACCAUGGGCUGGGUGCAGAAAAUCGACCACGCCAUCGGCAGAUCCGUCGUUGGACGUUGGUUCCAGCUCGAUGGCUCUGGCCACCACAAGGAGCGCAAGGGCUCCAACUUUUCAACAGAGAUCCGCGCUGGGCUGGCAACCUUUUUUGCCAUGUCAUAUAUCAUCGCCGUCAACGCCAGCAUCGUCUCUGACACGGGCGGCACGUGUACCUGCGACCGGUCGGCCGACCCUUCCUGCGUCUCGGGCGAGGCCUAUGCCCUCUGCAAGAGCGAAAUUCGACGUGAUAUGAUCACCGCUACGGCUGCUAUUUCGGCUCUAGGUAGCUUCUUUAUGGGUCUCUUGGCUAACAUGCCUGUUGGAAUCGCGCCUGGCAUGGGCAUGAACGCUUAUUUUGCUUACACCGUCGUCGGUGUCAACGGCACUGGCUUGGUUCCGUACCAGGUCGCCGUCACGGCCAUCUUUGUCGAGGGCUUCAUCUUCUUCGGUCUGGCCCUCCUGGGCAUGCGCCAGUGGCUCGCACGUGCAAUCCCUCGAUCCAUCAAGCUCGCCACCAGUGUCGGUAUUGGUCUCUUCCUCACCCUAAUCGGCCUGACUUACAGCCAGGGUAUUGGCUUGAUCGUCGGUGCCGUAUCCACGCCACUCGAGCUGGCCGGCUGCGCGUCCGCGGAUCGCAUUGUACAAGACGGAGAUGCGCUGGGAUGUCCCGGUAGUCACAAGAUGCGCAACCCGGCCAUGUGGGUCGCCAUCUUCUGCGGCGGCGUCUUCACCGUCAUUCUCAUGAUGUACCGCGUCAAAGGAGCCAUUAUUGCUGGAAUCCUGCUCGUUUCAAUCAUAUCGUGGCCCCGCGGUACCGAGUUGACCUAUUUCCCCUACACGGCCGUAGGCGACGACAGCUUCGACUUUUUCCGCCGCGUCGUCGACUUCCAUCCCAUCUCGCGCACCCUUGCCGUCCAAGAAUGGAGCCUUGGAAGCUACGGCGGUCAAUUCGGCCUCGCGCUCAUCACGUUCCUCUACGUCGACAUCCUCGACUGCACCGGAACCCUGUACGCCAUGGCCAAGCAUGCCGACCUCAUGGACCCCGUGACGCAGGACUUUGAGGGAUCUACCGUCGCAUACAUGGUCGACAGCAUUGCCAUCUCCAUUGGCGCCCUUUUCGGCACUCCUCCGGUGACUGCCUUUGUCGAGUCUGGUGCUGGUAUUUCCGAGGGAGGCAAGACGGGACUAACAGCCAUGACAACCGGUUUUUGCUUCUUCAUCAGCAUCUUUUUCGCGCCGAUCUUCGCCUCCAUCCCAGCCUGGGCCACGGGCUGCGUUCUCAUCCUGGUCGGGUCCAUGAUGGUCCGCAACGUGACCGAGAUCAACUGGAACUACAUGGGAGACGCGGUGCCGGCCUUUGUCACCAUCGCCCUCAUGCCCUUCACCUACUCCAUCGCCGACGGUCUGAUCGCCGGCAUCUGCCUGUACAUCCUCAUCAACACGCUCGUCUGGGCCAUCGAGAAGGCGUCGGGCGGAAGGCUGGUACCCCACAACAAGGAGUCCAAGGACCCCUGGACCUGGCGCAUUCCUGGCGGAGUGGUGCCCCAGUGGAUGGUUCGACUGUCGAGGGGCAAGAAGGACUUUUGGCGUGCCGACAGGACCGUCCAGGGUGAAGGCGCAAGCGAUGGAGAUGAGCCUCGCCCGGGGCCCGGUGCUGUGGCGCUGAUUCGCGACGACGCUGACCACCCCAUGGGCGAGAAGCGCGUGUCCAACGGCGACUCGCCCGAGAGGAGGGGUUCGUCGGAUGUCGUGGCGACGGCGACUCCGCCGGUCGAGACGUCGGGUGACAAGAAAUUGAUGUGAUGUAUUUUUGGGGAUGAAUGUAUAUACGAUUGUGUUUUGAGUAUCAAAAACUUCAAGACUGUUUGGGAUAGAAUUAAUUAUCAGCACAAAAAGUUGAGGCAAAGCAUGAC